Eutrema salsugineum is the source of this 1018-nucleotide messenger RNA. RefSeq names its product glutathione S-transferase F12. Gene Ontology annotation, cellular component: cytoplasm. Bases 159 to 803 code for a protein of 214 amino acids. The record is from RefSeq and is a predicted model, not a curated record. The transcript has 3 exons. Gene Ontology annotation, molecular function: glutathione binding; glutathione transferase activity. Lineage: Eukaryota; Viridiplantae; Streptophyta; Magnoliopsida; Brassicales; Brassicaceae.
AGCUCUUAAAAAUGUUGAGUAUAGUAAAUUCCCAACACCUCUACUCUCACUUCUUCUCAAUUAUAAAUAAGAUUGACCGACCAAAUUUUUUUAAAAACCACAUACAAAUUGUACGUAAUUACCAAUAAAAAUAUUUACAAAGUUAUUGUAAAAUAAAAAUGGUUGUGAAAGUAUACGGACAGAUAACGGCAGCUUGUCCACAAAGAGUUUUGCUUUGUUUUCUGGAGAAAGGAAUUGAAUUCGAGAUUAUUCACGUCGAUCUUGAUACACUAGAGCAAAAAAAACCAGAACAUCUUCUUCGUCAGCCAUUUGGUCAAGUCCCGGCCAUAGAAGAUGGAGAUUUUAAGCUUUUUGAAUCACGAGCCAUUGCGAGAUACUACGCAACUAAGUACUCGGACCAAGGCACCAACCUUUUGGGCAAGUCACUAGAGCAUCGAGCCAUCGUGGACCAGUGGGCCGAUGUCGAGGUCCAUUACUUCAACGUUCUGGCACACCCCAUUGUGAUGAACCUAGUCAUCAAGCCCAAGUUAGGCGAAGAAUGUGACCUCAAUUUGGUCGAGGAGCUCAAAAAGAAGCUCGAGGUGGUCUUGGACGUGUACGAUAACCGGCUUUCUUCGAACCGGUUUUUGGGUGGUGAUGAAUUCACUAUGGCUGAUUUGACGCACAUGCCGGCAAUGCGGUAUUUGAUGAGUAUAACCGAUAUAAACCGGAUUGUUAAGGCUCGGGUGAAUAUGAACCGGUGGUGGGAAGAGAUUACGGCUAGACCGUCUUGGAAGAAGCUUAUGGAGAUGGCUGGUUUGUGAACUAGUUCCAAUUUGUGAUGAUCGGACCCAAAUAAACUUCAUAUUUAUGCUCUGUUUGUGCUUUUUAUGAAUUUAAUUCGUCAAUUGGAUGGUGUUUAGUAGCAUGAUUGGUUUAUCAUGCAUUACUAUACAAAUGCUGUAUGAAUAUUGUUUGGUUCUUUCGUGGUUGUGCUUAAAAUAUCAAAUAAAUGAACUAUCUCCUUGGGUCAAAGCCA